UAAAACCCUAAUUUCAUUUCAACCGCUAUAACGGCGGCGGUGGGUGGCGUAGCCAAUCCCACUGCCUCCUCAUGAGAUUCCAACUUAUCUCCGUCAGCUCCAUUUUCAACCUAAAUUCUCGCCACAACACAUACCUUUAUAGAAGCUUUUCCAUGGCUACUCAAACCCUAAAUUCCUCCAUUAACGGCGAAGUCGUCGACGACGAUGAUCUUCUAUGCUCCGACGCCACCACCACUUCAUCUAUCAUUGAACAAGAAGGAGAGAGGCAGCCAGUUGGACUGAAUUGUUUGAACGGUUACUUAAAGGGGGAAGCACGGAUAGAGAGAGCUUGGGCUCAUUGGAAGAAGUUAGGAGAGCCGAAACUUAUUGUUGCUCCGAUGGUUGACAACUCAGAGUUGCCUUUUCGUCUGCUGUGUCGAAAGCAUGGUGCUCAAGCUGCUUAUACACCUAUGCUUCACUCCCGUAUCUUCAGUGAAAAUGAGAAGUAUCGCUCUCUUGAAUUUACUACCUGCAAGGAGGACCGUCCACUUUUUGUUCAAUUCUGUGCUAAUGAUCCAGAUACUUUGCUAGAAGCAGCUCGAAGAGUAGAGCCUAACUGCGAUUAUGUGGACAUCAACUUGGGGUGUCCCCAGCGUAUUGCGAGACGAGGGAAUUACGGAGCAUUCCUCAUGGAUAAUCUUCCCCUUGUGAAGUCUCUGGUAGAAAAGUUGGCCAGCAAUCUUGAUGUUCCUGUGUCAUGCAAAAUACGAGUUUUCCCUAAUUUGCAAGAUACACUUAGUUAUGCAAAGAUGUUGGAGGAUGCUGGUUGUUCUCUUUUAGCAGUGCAUGGCAGAACAAGGGAUGAAAAAGAUGGAAAGAAAUUCAGAGCCAAUUGGGAGGCCAUCAAAGCUGUUAGAGACGUUGUUAGAAUUCCUGUCCUUGCUAAUGGUGAUAUACGGCACAUGGAUGAUGUACAUAACUGCUUGGAAAAGACUGGUGCUGAUGGGGUACUUUCGGCAGAGCCUCUUCUUGAGAAUCCAGCUCUAUUUGCAGGAUAUCGAACUGCUGAAUGGGGAUUGAGCACUGCAGGAAUCAAAGAAGAUGGUAAGCUAGACCAAGCUGAGUUACUCGUAGAUUAUUUGAAGUUGUGUGAGAGACAUCCAGUGCCAUGGAGAAUGAUCCGUUCUCAUGUGCACAAGAUGUUGGGAGAGUGGUUUCGGAUCCAGCCAAGCGUUAGAGAGGAUUUCAACCAGCAAUCCCAACUCACCUUCGAAUUCCUUUAUGACUUGGUAAAUCGAUUAAGGGAACUUGGAGUGAGUGUGCCACUUUAUGUGAAGGAGACUCAAGAGGAAGCUGUAUCUCCAAAUGGAGACGCGGCAUAAAUAUCUUCUGCAAGUUAGAUUAGAUACCACUUAGUUAAACAAUCAAACAGAGAUUGUCAUU
Molecule: messenger RNA, 1422 nt
Organism: Solanum stenotomum
Lineage: Eukaryota; Viridiplantae; Streptophyta; Magnoliopsida; Solanales; Solanaceae
Exons: 3
Coding region: 72-1361 (429 amino acids)
Biological process (GO): tRNA processing
Molecular function (GO): flavin adenine dinucleotide binding; tRNA dihydrouridine synthase activity
Source: RefSeq, a predicted model, not a curated record